Molecule: messenger RNA, 933 nt
Organism: Pseudozyma hubeiensis SY62
Lineage: Eukaryota; Fungi; Basidiomycota; Ustilaginomycetes; Ustilaginales; Ustilaginaceae
Exons: 1
Coding region: 1-933 (310 amino acids)
Biological process (GO): very long-chain fatty acid biosynthetic process
Molecular function (GO): protein binding; oxidoreductase activity, acting on the CH-CH group of donors
Source: RefSeq, a predicted model, not a curated record
AUGGCUUUCACGAUCACUAUUCAGAAGCGCAUUGCACCUGGAAAGCCUGCAUCCAAGGGCUUUCCUCUCACCGUGUCUCUCUCGUCGCAGAAGGCCACGCUAGGUGAAGUCAAGAAGCAGAUCGCCUCAGCCUCGCGCAAGCUCACCACCGAGCGUCAGCGUAUCACCACCGACGACAAGAAACCUCUGCUCGAUGACGACAAAUCGCUUGCCGAUCUAGGAGUCUCGGCGGGUGAGACUCUUUACGUUAAAGAUCUUGGUCCUCAGAUCGGAUGGAAGACCGUCUUCCUCACCGAAUACGCCGGGCCCAUCUUUAUCCACCCGCUCUUCUACUACUUUGGUCCCAAAAUCUGGCAUCGCGAGUUCGUUCACUCCAACAUGCAGACCGUGGCUGUCACCCUGGCUGUUGCACACUACGUCAAGCGCGAGCUCGAAACGCUCUUUGUGCACCGAUUCAGCAACGGAACCAUGCCGCUGUUCAACAUCUUCAAAAAUUCGACCCACUACUGGUUCCUCUCCGGCUUCCUCCUGGCUCCCUUCGUCUACUCUCCUUGGUUCUCGGCCGCCUCUGUAGCGGGCACCGUCCAAGACAAGCCGGCGUUCGUAUACGGCACCGCUGCUGUCAUGGUCAUCGCCGAGCUGUGCAACGCGUACACUCACAUCAUCUUGAAGAACCUCCGCCCUGCCGGGUCCAAAGUGAGGAAGAUCCCAAGGGGAUUUGCUUUCGAGCUGGUUUCAUGCCCCAACUACUUUUUCGAGUUUGUCUCUUGGGCCGCAUUCACUGUGCUGACGCUCAACCCUGCCAGUGCGCUCUUCGCCGCCGUGAGCACGGCUCAGAUGUUUGCCUGGGCCGUCAAGAAGCACAAGAACUAUAAGAAGGAGUUCGGCAAGGAGUACCCUAAGCGGAAAGCAAUGUUCCCCUUCAUUGCCUAA